AUGGCGCCUCGAAGCUGCGUCGCCGUUGCCGCGGCCUUGAGCCUGGCCUCGCUGACCGCCGCGUCCUGGCCCGACCCGCUGCUGUCCGGCCGCGACUUUAACUUUUCCGCCGUCUUCAGCGGCGCCCAGGUCGGGGCGGCGGCGGCGGCCAACGCCAUCACCUUGUCGACGCAGAAGCGCCCGGCGGCGGGCGACAUUGUCCCGGCGAGCGCGCUCCUCUACCUGCCGGCCGCCGUCACGCUGCUCCCGCCUGGCGGGGACACAGCGGCGGCGGCGCGCUACGUUGCCUUUUUCGAAAUCUCCUACGUGCCGCCGACCAACUCGCUCGACGACGUGCUCUACGCGUUCCCGUGGAUCCGGACGAACCUGACGGUGCAGGGCAGCGGCUCGGGCGCGCUGGCGGCGACGCCCGACACGGAUACGCACAUGGCGCUCUCGCCCGCCGUCGAGAGCGGCGAGGUGCGCAACGCGACGCUGCAGGUGUGGCGGCAGGACGCCGACCUGGAGCGCUACGUCGCCGCCGUCGCCGCCGCCCGCGUCCCGUCGCCGCUCGUGUACGCCCUGCUCCAGGUCCUGACAAACACCACCGACCAGGUCUCGUACGACUUUGCGCGCGCCAGCAUCGACUUUCAGAUCCAGAACAAGACGGGCACCCCCCGCUGCGACGUUGAUGCCAACGGCGCGCCCAUCCCCGGCGUCGCCCGCGGCGCCACCGUCUGCACCGCCGUCGCGACAAGCAGCACCUCAGGCAAGGCCGGUGGCAGCGGUGCGCGCACCACGGCGGCCACGACGGCGGCUAGCCCCAGCCAAACGUCGAAACAGAAUGCGGCGGCGGGCCUCGUCAGGUCGGGCGUCUACGGCGCGCUGGCUUUGGCUGUUGUGGGAGCGUUGAUUUUGUAA
Cordyceps militaris CM01 is the source of this 900-nucleotide messenger RNA. RefSeq lists its product as uncharacterized. The transcript has a single exon. Lineage: Eukaryota; Fungi; Ascomycota; Sordariomycetes; Hypocreales; Cordycipitaceae. The record is from RefSeq and is a predicted model, not a curated record. The coding region runs from base 1 to 900 and encodes 299 amino acids.